AUGGCUACUUCCACCACCUCACACAGACCCAUCAAGGGGAUCCUGAAAAACAAAGGCUCCACGGAUUCUUCGAAGGCGACCUCUGCCCAGCAGUCUGGAGGGCCUAGUGAAGUACAGACCAAAAAGUCUAACAGGUGGGACGAGUCAAAUAUCCGUGCCACAUGCCGCUCUGCAUACAGAGACUAUGAUUCAAUGAAGAUAAAUGAGCCCAACAUUCCUCAUCUCAGGUUUCAAGAUGGCAGAGAAAAUACCAUGCGUGAUUUAGAAACAAAAGACCAGACCGGAGACACCGCUAUAGAUACCUUAGCUAAGAAAUUAGCUGCCACUGAUCUCUCUGAGCCAAACUGUCUCAUGGGGGAGACAGAGAGCAAGGAGGCAUACAACACCAGAAUUUUCUUGGACAGACGAGAAAAACAGCGGCAGUUUGAAUUGAGAAGGAAGCUCCAUUACACCGAAGGACUGCACAUGAAAUUAGGUAGGGAAUUAAUUGCAAAAGAACUCCAAUGUGAAGAAAUGGAUGAUGAAAACGAAGAAAGCCCACCUGUUAUCAAUGAAGAGAUGACUGCGGCAGGAGAAUCAGACGAUGGCCCUGUAAACGAUGAACUGUAA
This is a messenger RNA of Pteronotus mesoamericanus, 609 nucleotides long. RefSeq names its product PPP1R2C family member C (gene PPP1R2C). Gene Ontology annotation, biological process: regulation of signal transduction. Lineage: Eukaryota; Metazoa; Chordata; Mammalia; Chiroptera; Mormoopidae. The transcript has a single exon. Gene Ontology annotation, molecular function: protein phosphatase inhibitor activity. Bases 1 to 609 code for a protein of 202 amino acids. The record is from RefSeq and is a predicted model, not a curated record.